AUGGGUUUAAUCAGCUUCCGAAAGCCAGACAUCUUGUCUGAGAUGACAUGGCGCGUGCUGGGCAUUUAUCUAUUUGUCUCGUUUGGAUCGUUUAAUUUCGGCUUCGACCUCGCCUGGUGGUCGUCCUGUCUCGGGCUUCAACAGUUCGCUGACGACUAUGGUGUCUCGCCGGGCCCUGGUCAGGCUAAUGUGAUUCCAGCUGCCUGGCAAUCUGCUGGAACAGGAACUCCAAACGCCGGGAUGGCAAUCGGCUGUAUUGUCGGCGGCUACUGCAAUGCAUACAUAGGCAGGAAAAUGACUAUAAUAGUGUUGGCCGUUGUAUCGAUUGUGGGUGUCGUGCUACAGUGUGCCGUUCCAUCAUACUGGGCUGUCAUCGCCGGCCGCACCAUCAACGGUAUCUCCAUGGGAAUGGAAGCCAACGUGAUCCCAACCUACAGCGCCGAGCUCGCACCCGCGGCCAUUCGAGGCUCGCUUGUGAAUUUCUAUCAGUGGUGGCAGAUUGUCGGCAAUAUCGUCUCUGCGGGCUGUAUUUACGGCACAUCGAAGACUUUGUCAGGGCACUGGCAGUAUAAGCCCGUCAUGAUUGCGCAAGCAGGCGUGCCAUUGAUCCUGCUCUGCGGCGUGUGGUUCAUGCCCGAGUCUCCAAGGUGGCUCCUCAUGAAGAACCGUCGCUCCGACGCGCAGACGGCCCUCGCAUCCAUCCGUAAAGGCAAAUCGAGUCCCAGCGAAGUUUACCUAGAGCUGUUAGUUAUUGAAAGCGCACUCGAAGAGCAACGAUCGCUCGCCGCAAGCACCACAUACUUUGAUUGCUUCCGGGGCGCGAACCUCCGCCGCACGCUCAUCGCCGUCCUCGUCCAGGUCAUGCAGCAAAUCCAAGGCAACAGCUUCAUGAACAACUAUCUCGUCGUCUUCCUGCAGCGCAUUGGGAUCCAGAACGGGCUACAGAUCUACCUUGCGCAGAAUGCGACACAGCUUGGUGGCGUUACGCUAUCGUUUUACUUCACCGAUAAGAUUGGGCGCCGGCCGCUGUUGAUUGUGUCGUCGUUUUUCAUGGCUGUGCUCAUGUGGACUGUUGCUGGGCUAGGCGCGUAUACUGAAAUACGGGGCUCAAGCAAAGCGCAAGGGUGCGUUGGUGCUAUAUUGAUCUACCAAGCGAUCGCAGCGGGCUGCUGGGGCAGCUGUACGUGGAUCACGACCUCUGAAGCUGCCGCCGCGGUGGUGAGGGAGAAGACCAUCAUGACCGCGACAUUUGUUAGUUUCUGUAUGGUGCUGCUGGUUACGUACAUCAACCCGUUUGUCCAGGACCCCGGGUAUGGAGAUCUUGGAGCCCGGGUCGGGUUUGUGUAUGGUGGGUGCUCGCUUCUGGCCCUUGCGUGGGCAUUCUUCUUCCUCCCGGAGCUCAAGGGGAGGAGCUUGGAGGAGCUGGAUGAGAUGUUUGCGAGGAGGAUACCUACAAGAAAGUUUGGUGACUACGUUUCGCCGACUGGGACUGAUGACACCAAGGCGCAGAAUAUUGCUGCAGAGAGUGAACAGGUUACCAAGUGA
Molecule: messenger RNA, 1545 nt
Organism: Aspergillus puulaauensis
Lineage: Eukaryota; Fungi; Ascomycota; Eurotiomycetes; Eurotiales; Aspergillaceae
Exons: 5
Coding region: 1-1545 (514 amino acids)
Biological process (GO): transmembrane transport; carbohydrate transport
Cellular component (GO): membrane
Molecular function (GO): carbohydrate:proton symporter activity
Source: RefSeq, a predicted model, not a curated record